Didymodactylos carnosus is the source of this 1083-nucleotide messenger RNA. The record is from the annotation of a GenBank genome assembly. Lineage: Eukaryota; Metazoa; Rotifera; Eurotatoria; Philodinida; Philodinidae.
AUGUUCAAAGAAUUUCAAUUCACUUACGGUAAGAUUGAUGAAAUUAAUGUCAAAAAUCCAAAUGAAUUAAUCAGUAGUAUUACAAGUACGGCAAGUGAUGUUAUAAUGACUACAAUACAUAAUACAAUGUCUUUAUAUCAAACAACUGACAAGCAAAAAACCUAUACUCUUCUUGGUACUGAACCGGCAUGGUUGACUGUCAAAGCAAAAAAUAUUGAAAUUUUUGAAGUUAUUCCACCACAAAGUGUAGAAGCCAUAUUUCAGCGUCUGUCAGUUGGUGUUGGCAAAGGUGUUAUGAAAAUAGCAAAAAAUCCAUUUGCACAAGGUUCACUACGAUAUGCUUAUUAUGGUCAGUUAGAACCCAUCGGUUCUCCAACGGCCAAAGUGGUUUAUAAAGAAUUGAUCAAUGCUGAUCCGCAGUAUAAUACACUCCAAGUUUAUCUACAGCAUUUGGAAAUACAUACCAUAGCGCAGUUUUUAGCUACAAAAUUUAAUGAAAAACAACGUAGUGUAUUUAGUCAUCCACUCGAAGUUCUCUAUGCAGAUGCUUCUCUGGUCCGACGAAUCGGAAUUCGUACAAAAAUUUAUCAAGUUGAACCACGUCUUUAUCAAAGAAUUCAGAAAUGGAAUAAUAAUAGCGGCGGCGUAUCGUUCAAAGACUAUUCCAGUAUUCUUCAGUCAUUUUCACAUUGGACAUAUCAGUACACUGCUAAACGUUUAAUGGUCGUUGACCUACAAGGUGUUAAAACACAUGAUAAUACAUAUUUAUUAACAGAUCCAGCAAUACAUUUUCUGGAUAUAAAACGUUAUUGUGAAGCACGUACAAAUCUUGGUGUUAAAGGAAUGCGUGAAUUUUUUCGUACACAUACAUGCACUCCAGUAUGUGAAAAAUUAGGUUUGCUUAAAGUUGAAAAUAGUAUCAAUGAACAUAUAUUUAAACAAAUUUGUACAAGUAACACAGAUGAAUCAUUUCUAACCGCAUGUAACAUUAAUGAAGAUGAAGAAGGUUGUUCCACAGUAGUUAGGGAUAUUGAUCAUGAAACAUUACAUUCAGACUUUGAUUUUUUAGACACUUAUAAAUAG